Molecule: messenger RNA, 1301 nt
Organism: Brassica napus (rape)
Lineage: Eukaryota; Viridiplantae; Streptophyta; Magnoliopsida; Brassicales; Brassicaceae
Product: RING-H2 finger protein ATL40
Exons: 1
Coding region: 422-1069 (215 amino acids)
Source: RefSeq, a predicted model, not a curated record
AAUUAGAAAACUUAUGAGUAUUUUUUAAUGGUUACUUCUAUUUUAAUAAUAUAGAUUCCAAUAUACUGUCGACAUGUUAUGUAAUUGCAAUCCUAAACUAAAUUUUAUAGACUUGAUAUGAAUUUUUAAGUUAAAACAAAUCCGAGUAAAGUCAACGAUGGCCCUUGGGUUACUGAUAGCAUCUGAUAAUUCUGUCGUAGUACCGCCUGUUUUCCCCCAACACAAAUCAUUAUUCUAAUGUAUUUAAGAAUAUGAUUAAAAAGUCUCAAAAUCAUAAAAAGUCUUGCAUAAAAAAUACAAUUUAAUUACACAACUAAGAUCUCUUCAAUCUCCCCAUCACUUGUUAUUAACAUAUACCUACACCAGUUUCUGUUGCUGUUACAUUUCUUUUGUAUUCAUCGAAACAAACAAACGGAUCAUUAUGAGCUCUGACAGAAACAGUGAUCAUGUAAUCGAACCCGACCGUUUGUUCUGGCAAAACACGGCUUCUUACAAUGGCAGCAGCAAGAUUUUACUCGUAACCAUCGUAGCUUUCUCUAUUAUUAUCAUCAUCGUCUUUACUUAUCAUCUAUACGAAAGAUUCAUCCUCCGCCGCCGUAGAUCCACCUUCCAAGGCCGCUCUUUCACAGUUGUUACUCAGCCGCCCAAACGUGGCCUCGGCAAAGUUGCCAUUGCUUCUCUCCCUACAUUUGUGGUUGGAGUCAACGGUGAUGACGUACCAGCUACGGAAUGUGCGGUGUGCCUAGCCUUGUUGGAGGAGAAAGAUACGGCGAGGAUGUUACCGAACUGCAAGCAUGUUUUCCAUAUGACAUGCGUUGACACAUGGCUCACCACACACUCUACUUGCCCCAUUUGUAGAACUGAAGUCGAGCCGAGUCAAAGGCUUGAGCCUGAGCCAAGAGAAGGGCCAGUUGGUGACGGUGCAUCUUCCUCGGAGUACAAGAGUAGCGGGUCAACGGUUGUGCGGUUAGAUUCGUUUCGGAGGAUUUUGACAAGGGAAAGAUCUUUGGACAGGAACGAUCAUUCUCGCGUUGACCAAGAUCGUGUAGUAGAUCUUGAAAGACAAUGAAUAAUAAGUACUCUUGUUCACGUUACAAUAGUACUCUUGUUCUUUUAUAAUUUCAAUCUUCUUACUAAAAUCUUUUGUAUGUUACUGUACAAAAUACACAUUAGUUCAAAAAGCUAGUGUUUUAACGUGUGAAAAGAAAAUAAUAAGUGUUGAACUUGUAAAAUAUAAUUCAGACAACUUGAGCCGUGCUAAAGAACUUUCAAAGCAUUGGCUUGGGCAGCAUUUUUUUUUA